This is a messenger RNA of Etheostoma spectabile (orangethroat darter), 3458 nucleotides long. Its product is annotated as tenascin-like. Lineage: Eukaryota; Metazoa; Chordata; Actinopteri; Perciformes; Percidae. Gene Ontology annotation, biological process: regulation of cell adhesion; neuron projection development. The record is from RefSeq and is a predicted model, not a curated record. Gene Ontology annotation, molecular function: protein binding.
CUCUCGCUGCGGUCAGCGAUGAAAUCUUCCAGAGAGAGGGGAGAGGGGAAAAGAGAGGAGAAGAAGAGAAAAAUACUCAGCUUGCAGCAGGGGGGGGGGAAUCCCUGGAGUGCAGAGGACAUCUCUUUCACCUCAACUUCAAGUGCUGCUGAUCUGUUCAUCUGUGGAAACAAUCAGCGUCAUCUCCAGUAGAAGAAGAAGAAGAAGAAGAAGAAGAAAAAGAUCCUUUUACUCCAGUAAAGACUUUUCCCGUUCGGACCCCGGAGAUGUUUCCCUCCGUCCUGGUCCUGGUUCUGGUCCUGGCUUCUCCGGCCCUCAUGACCCCGUCAGCUCCGGCCCUCUUGACCCCGUCGGCCUCCCGCCAGUUACAGGUCAGGGGUCAAAGGGCGCCCAGGGACACCAGGCAGGACUCCAUCAAGGUGGUUAUCUCAGAAGGCUGUGUCACUCAGGGGGAGUCGUCCGAUGUCACCCGGGGAGGUAAAGAGAUCGACCUGACCCCCGGCUCCCCUCUGAUCCUGACCCAUAAGAUCAAACUGGUCCCGUCGGGUUCAGGGUCCGGGUCUUGUGGUUGCGAGGCGGACUUCGCCGCCCUGCGUGAGCGCCUAGAGAGGCUGGAGAGGGAGGUGUCGUCCCUCAGGGAGAAGUGUGGCGGAGCUGAGGGAGGCUGCUGCACCUCCAAGGAGAGCAAAGGUGCCGGCUGCUCCAUCAAGCCAGAGACGGACGAGUGUCCCAACGAGUGCAGCGACCAGGGACGCUGCGUGGACGGAAAGUGCGUCUGCUUCUCCGGUUUCAGCGGACCCGACUGCAGCCGGUCCAACUGUCCCGGGAACUGCAACGACAGGGGACGCUGCGUGGACGGACGGUGUCUGUGCGACCCCGGCUCCACCGGUUCCGACUGCUCCCGGGGAGGCUGCCCCGACGGCUGCAGCAACCGCGGCAGGUGCGUGGACGGCAAAUGCGUGUGCCACAGCGGCUUCGCCGGGGCGGACUGCUCCGAGACCGCCUGUCCCGGCAACUGCAACAGCAGGGGGCGCUGUGUCGACGGAGAGUGUGUUUGCGACGAUGGAUUCACCGGACCGGAUUGCUCUGAAAGAAUUUGCCCAAAUGACUGCUGGGACCGCGGCAGGUGCGUGGACGGCAAAUGCGUGUGCCACAGCGGCUUCACCGGGGCGGACUGCUCCGAGACCACUUGUCCUGGCAACUGCAACAGCAGGGGGCGCUGUGUUAACGGACAGUGCGUGUGCCAACCUGGGUUCACCGGGCCGGACUGCUCAAAGAAGAAGUCGUGUCCAGAUGACUGCAACAACCACGGGAAGUGCGUGAACGGCAAAUGCGUGUGCCACAGCGGCUUCACCGGGGCGGACUGCUCCGAGACCGCCUGUCCUGGAAACUGCAACAGCAGGGGGCGCUGUGUCGAAGGACGGUGUGUGUGCGACGGUGGAUUCACCGGACCGGAUUGCGCCGACAAAGCUUGUCCCAACAGCUGCGGCGACCGGGGGAAGUGCGUGGACGGGGUGUGCGUUUGCGACGUGGGCUUCGCCGGGCCGGACUGCGCCGCCAAAGGUUGCCCCGGUAACUGCAACAACAAGGGGCGGUGCGUCAAAGGGCGGUGCGUCUGCCGGCGGGGGUUCACCGGAGCGGACUGCAGCCAGUGUGAGGACGGCGUGACCGGGCCCGACUGUGACACCGCCAUGUUGGGGGUUUCCGAGCUGAGCACCAGAGACAUCACAGAGUCCUCCGUCACGCUGCUCUGGACUCCGCCUCCCGUCCAGUACGACACCUACUACAUCACCUUCACCAGUCAGAAGGAGAGGGACCAGCAGACACGCGUGCAGGUGGAGGGCGGCCUGACCCGCUACACCCAGACGGGCCUGGCAGCCGGUCAGGAUUACACCGCCAGCGUCACCGGGGAGGUCGGCGGCAAGAGGGGCGCCGAGACCUCCGCCGAGUUCAGCACCCUCAUCUCUGGUCCCACCAACCUUCGAGUCGUCAAGACGACCUCGACGUCCGCGGUGGUCCAAUGGGAGCCGUCCCAGGGUGAGAUCGACCGGUACCGUUUGACCGUCGCGCCCAAGACGGACCAGGGGAGACAGGAGAUGACGGUGCCGGCCGGCCGAGACUCCGCCCACAUCCAGCAGCUGGUGGCGGGGCGUGUGUACGACAUCGCCCUGGUGGCGGAGAAGGGCGCGAGUCAGAGCGAACCGGCAACCACUCGGGCUACUCCAGGCCCGGAGCCUCCGACCGACAUCGCCUUCAGCGCGGUGACGGACAACUCUCUGACGGUGUCGUGGACCAAACCCAAGACCCCCAUCAGUGGUUUUAAGGUCACCUACACCCACGCAGACGAAGGUGAGCCGGUGUCGGUGACCGUGGACUCGGGCGACUCCACCCUCGGCCUAUCACAGCUCUCGCCUGGUUCUUCCUACGAGGUCAGCAUCAUCUCCAUCCUCGGAUUGGACGAGAGUGAUCCAAUCAAAGACUCUGUUAUGACGCUCCCCGACCCCCCUACAGACCUCCGGGCCGUGAACGUCUCAGACACCAAGGCCUUGUUGCUGUGGCGACCGGCGCUGGCCGCCGUCGACAGAUACGCCAUCGUCUACGGCUCCGGGACAGACGCGGAGCUGAGGAUCACGGUGUCGGGGAACGCGGCGGAGCAGCAGCUCGGCGGCCUGGACGGCUCCACCAGCUACACCGUCACCAUCAGCAGCCUGCUGGGAGGCAGCGAGAGCCCAGGGGCCUCCACCAGCUUCACCACCACCGGGGGCUCUGGGAGGGGGGGGGGCGGCCCCACUGACCUCCAGGCCAACAACGUGACCCCCCGCACCGCUCUGUUGUCAUGGAAACCACCUUUAACCCCGGCGGGCGGCUACAGACUGACCUAUCGGAGCGAAGGUCAAGGACCGAAGGAAGUGAUCGUGGACGCCUCGGUAACCGAGUACAAGCUGACCCGACUCCAGCCCGGGUCCAAGUACGCGGUGCAGCUGCAGGCGGGGGCGGGGGGGCGCUACACGGCGCCUAUCUCCACCCACUUCACCACCGGCACCCUGAGGUUCCCCUUCCCCUCUGAUUGCUCCCAGGAGCUGCUGAACGGCAUCAGGACCUCCGGCGAGGUGGAGAUCUUCCCUCAGGGAAAACUCGGGACGCCGAUGAUGGUUUACUGCGACAUGGAGACGGACGGAGGAGGCUGGACGGUCUUCCAGAGGAGGACGGACGGCUCGGUGGACUUCUUCAGAGGGUGGAAGGACUACACUAAAGGAUUUGGUAGUCUGAGUGGAGAGUUCUGGCUCGGUCGGAAAACCCUUGUAAAACCCUGACGGCGAAAACCCCCUAAAUUUGGGGGGGCCCUGCGGGAAAAAGGGGGGAGGGGGGUUUUCCCCAAAGUACCCACCUUCAAAGUGAUGAAGAGGAACUAAAAACCCUGAGCGGGGGGGGGUUUUACAGGGGGCAACCCCCCAGGG